UGAGUGUUACCAAAAAUGAUCAAUAGGUGUAUUUCAAUAAUUUGCCUGUUUUCACUUAUCUUAAAUGCACAAGCCAGGCCAGAGCCACCCUCGCCUUACACAUAUUUACCACCAUCGAUAAACCAGAAUAAUGUAUGGGCCCAAAAUCAACAACAACAACAAGUCCCAAUUAAUUCUUAUGGAACACCAGUUUUGACAACUUCUAAUCAAGUAUCGAAUAUUGCACCAAACAGAAAUUAUGGCAGUCCAGAUCUGAUUUAUUCCAAUCAAUCGCCGGCUGGUGCUUUAACAACUUUACCAUCCCCAUCUUUGGGAACUGUGCAGAAACACAUUUACGUGCAUGUGGCGCCGCCUGAUGUCGACGAAGAACGAAUUCAAAGGCUACAGCAAGCAGCCUCAGCUCAAAAACACUACAAAAUAAUUUUCAUCAAGACCCCUACCUACUUGACACAGGCCGAAUACGCUCAACAACAACAGCAAUCGUUGCAACAAGAAAAGACCCUCAUCUACGUCCUGGUGAAGAAACCAGACGAUCCGCUAGAAGUGAGGGCCAAUCAAAUAGCUCAGCAAGCUUCGAUCAACAAACCUGAAGUGUACUUUAUUAAGUACAAAAGUAAAGUACAAAAAAGCGUUGCUGAUAGUGGGGAUAAUAAUGAUAAUGAUUCAGUGGUUGUGGAUAAUUCGCUUAUCGGAAAUAAUGUGCAAAGUCAGAAUCAAGGCUAUCAAUAUAAUCGUCCUAGAGAGAUUUUGAAGUGAUUUGUUUAGGUAUAUGUAUUAUAUUUCAUGUUUUUUUAUCUACAAAAUAUAUAUUUUUUU
This is a messenger RNA of Ceutorhynchus assimilis (cabbage seed weevil), 816 nucleotides long. The record is from the annotation of a GenBank genome assembly. Lineage: Eukaryota; Metazoa; Arthropoda; Insecta; Coleoptera; Curculionidae.